AUGAUGACACCUCUGAAGUUUGCUUUAUUUCUGAACUGCCUGUUCUUUGGAAAAAUAGCUAAGGCACAUAAUCUUAAUUUGGACAUAUCUUUACAUCAAGACGGUGGUCAUAUAUCAGCUAAUGUUGGUGAAAAUGUGACUUUGCGAUGCUCCUAUGAAGCUCAUCUAACAUCUAUGUUCUACUGGUAUAAACAAAUUCUGGGACAGAAACCAAGACUCAUCUCCACUUUGUAUAAACAUGGGGAAAAUGGUGUUUUUAAUGAAGAAUUCAAAGACGAUCCACGUUUCAGACUUGAAAGCAGCAGCGGUAAAAAUCACUUGAUGAUCUCAGAUUUACGGUCGUCAGACUCAGCCACCUAUUACUGCACGGGUUCCAGCGCGUACGGAUUUGACUUUUCAAUGGGUGUUACUGUCCUUGUGCGGAGUUCAGACUUAACUCGUGAGGCUUUUGUCCGUCAGUCAUCAUCUGAAAUUGGCUCUGGGACGCUGAAAUGUACGGUUCACACUGGGUUCUAUGAUGGAGAACACAAUUUUUACUGGUUCACAAAGUCUGGAGACCCUCACCCAGGAAUCAUCUACACUCAGGGAGGCAAGAAUGAGCAGACACACACAUGUCUCUACAACCUGCCUAUACAGAGUGUGAAUCAUUCUAACACUGGGACCUACUGUGCGGUGGCAUCAUGUGGAAACAUACUUUUUAAGAAUGAGAUGAAGUCCAAAGGUGACGUGGACUCCCCUCAGUUUCUUGUGUAUUUUUUGAGUGGAGCUUUGGCUUUCACCAUCAUCCUGACUGUGUUUCUGGCUUUCUCAAUUCACAAGAUGAACAAGCGAAACAGCUGCCAGUCUUCCGUGUCUCAAACCAGACGUUUGGCUCCGUCGACAGCAAAUACAGAGGGCGAUCGAAAUGAAGACGACCUCCAUUACGCUGCCUUAAGUACGCCACAUGUCCAACCGUCACGGAGACAGUGGGUCACUGCCUCGGAACAUUGUGUGUAUUCUAGUGUACGACAGUAGAACAUGGAAUGGCAUCACAACUUUAAGUGUGAUGAGUGAUUUUAGAAUUAGAA
This is a messenger RNA of Sphaeramia orbicularis (orbiculate cardinalfish), 1067 nucleotides long. Its product is annotated as immunoglobulin kappa light chain-like. Gene Ontology annotation, biological process: response to bacterium. Bases 1 to 1014 code for a protein of 337 amino acids. The record is from RefSeq and is a predicted model, not a curated record. The transcript has 5 exons. NCBI's taxonomy places the organism in Eukaryota, Metazoa, Chordata, Actinopteri, Kurtiformes, Apogonidae.